Messenger RNA from Myripristis murdjan (pinecone soldierfish), 786 nucleotides. Its product is annotated as ATP synthase subunit O, mitochondrial-like. Gene Ontology annotation, biological process: proton motive force-driven ATP synthesis. Bases 45 to 674 code for a protein of 209 amino acids. Lineage: Eukaryota; Metazoa; Chordata; Actinopteri; Holocentriformes; Holocentridae. Gene Ontology annotation, molecular function: proton-transporting ATP synthase activity, rotational mechanism. The record is from RefSeq and is a predicted model, not a curated record. The transcript is spliced from 7 exons.
AGAGCGACGGGUUUGACCCAGUCAGUCGCACCGCUUCAGGAAAAAUGGCAGCGUUGGCUUUGGCGCUGCAAGUGCGUCAGUUCAGCACAUCAGCCAUCCGGCCAGCAGCCAAGCUUGUCAAGCCCCCCAUUCAGGUUUAUGGGGUGGAAGGCCGCUAUGCCACCGCCCUGUUUUCUGCUGCCAGUAAACAGAAAAAGUUGGACCAAGUAGAAGGAGAGCUGGCACGAGUGUCGACUCUCAUAAAAGACCCCAAGCUGUCCAGCAUUGUGUUGAACCCUCAUGUCAAGCGCAGCCUCAAACAAAAGACCUUUGCUGAGGCCUUGAGCAAGGAGAACCUCUCUCCCAUCACCAUUAACUUCAUCAAUGUUUUGUCAGAGAAUGGGCGUCUGACGCUGACUGCAGAUGUCAUUGGUGCAUUUGGCAAAAUGAUGAGUGCUCAUCGUGGAGAGGUCAUCUGUUCGGUCACUACUGCACAGCCCCUGGAUGAGGCUAACCUGGCAGAUUUGAAGGGCGCUCUGAAUGGCUUCCUGGCAAAGGGGGAAACACUAAAAUUGGAGACCAAGUCUGACCCUUCCAUCCUGGGCGGGAUGAUUGUCAGUAUUGGCGAUAAGUAUGUCGACAUGUCCACCAAGACCAAGAUCCAGAAACUGACCAGAAUCAUCAGAGACAGUUAAAGUCAAACCUUGUUGGCCAGCCAUAUGCCAUCAGAGGACUGGGUCCAUUUUUCUUCCUAUGGGUACUAAAUUUUCAGCUUCCUUUGUUCAUAAUAAAUUAUUCUUUGACAUA